Messenger RNA from Laccaria bicolor S238N-H82, 1242 nucleotides. RefSeq lists its product as uncharacterized. Bases 1 to 1242 code for a protein of 413 amino acids. Gene Ontology annotation, molecular function: protein binding. Gene Ontology annotation, biological process: SCF-dependent proteasomal ubiquitin-dependent protein catabolic process. Lineage: Eukaryota; Fungi; Basidiomycota; Agaricomycetes; Agaricales; Hydnangiaceae. Gene Ontology annotation, cellular component: SCF ubiquitin ligase complex. The record is from RefSeq and is a predicted model, not a curated record. The transcript is spliced from 7 exons.
AUGUCAGAACAAGAAGAGCCAGAAGAGCUUGCUCGUUUUAGAGCAGAAUGGCUAGCAGAAUUACAAAAACACGACGCCCCUCGAAUUCAACAAAUUCAACUAGGACCACCAACCAGCGCCCCUGCUACCCUUGCGUCCGCUCUAGACUUAUACCGCAGAGCUGUUCAACACGAACAACGCGGCGAGCUCGAUGACGCUCUGCGCUCCUAUCGCCAGGCUUUCCAUCUGGAUCCCAAUGUAGACCAGGCGUAUAAUCGCGAGGAAACGUUGGCAGCCCAGAAACAAGCAGGCCAGUCUGCUAAAGCCAAUCAAGUCGACGAGCUCGCCUCGCGCGUUGAGAAAUCCUUGUCACUGAAAUCCGUCACCAAGGGCAAAGAAAUCGUCGUCACUGGGACUUUGUCGACGGUCAUCAGAUCUUUCCCCCAAAAUUUGCGUUUUGAACCGGAAAACGAGAACGAACCUGUCUUGUUAAACAGGCUUCCUGAUGAGCUUCUGGUCCUCAUCAUCAGAAACUUGGAUCAUACAUCUGUGGAACGUUUCGCGGCUGUAAACCGCAAGGCACGCAUAUUGAGUCUGGAUUCUGUCAUCUGGAGGGAAUUUAUUAGAGCGGUCUACAAGCCGCCACAAGUGCCAGACGUAGAUGCGAUGAUUCCUGUCAUCGAGCGUCAUCUCUCUGAUUAUCGACGCGUGUACAUUGAACAUCCGCGUGUGCGUCUUGACGGUGUCUACAUUGCCAUUUGCCAUUAUGUGCGCCCUGGGUUGAGCGAAAAUCAUUGGGUCAACAUAAGCCACCUCAUCACCUACCACCGCUACCUGCGAUUCUUCCCAAAUGGCCAAGUCCUCUCCUUAUUGGCAAAUGAAGAACACAGUCCCAAGCAUAUAGUACCGAUCCUCAAACCAACUCUCCGCAUGAAAGGCCUCUUGCAUGGAACUUGGUACCUCUCAGGAACCACGGUAUACCUCACAGAUCUCAUGGAUUCAAGCGGCCGUUCCUCGCUACCCAUCUCCAGGGACCAGCUUCCAUUGAUUCCAUUGACAAGUUCAAGUUCUUCCGAGAAUGAUAACACUCGCUAUGUUUUUGACAUGACGCUGAAACUCCGUUCGCGUCCCCUUGGGCGUUGGAACAUCCUCGACAUGAAGUCAUACGCUUCCGUCAAUUUGGAGACGGGGGACAACGAACCCGUGGCGUUGAAGCAUGAGAGACCAUUUUGGUUCUCAAAAGUACGCUCCUACGCGCCGUAA